CGCCCCCUCACCUCCACUUAUUCCUACGCACGCGGGUUCCGCACCUCCGUCGGCCGAACGCGACUGGUUGCUGUCGCAACUGCGGCUCCUCAUCCUCCCGCGUCACCGCCGCCGCCAUGCCGGGAGGUCUGCUUCUCGGGGACAAGGCUCCCAACUUCGAGGCCAAUACCACCGUCGGCCGCAUUCGCUUCCACGACUAUCUGGGAGACUCCUGGGGCAUUCUCUUCUCCCACCCUCGGGACUUUACCCCUGUGUGCACCACGGAGCUUGGCAGAGCUGCAAAGCUGGCACCAGAAUUCGCCAAGAGGAAUGUUAAGCUGAUUGCCCUUUCAAUAGACAGCGUAGAGGACCAUCUUGCCUGGAGCAAGGAUAUCAAUGCUUACAAUGGUGAUGAGCCCACAGAAAAGUUACCUUUUCCCAUCAUCGACGACAAGGAUCGGGACCUUGCUAUCCUGCUGGGCAUGCUGGACCCUGCAGAGAAGGAUGAAAAGGGCAUGCCUGUGACAGCCCGCGUGGUGUUUAUUUUUGGUCCUGAUAAGACACUGAAGCUGUCUAUCCUCUACCCAGCUACCACUGGCAGGAACUUCGAUGAGAUUCUCAGAGUAGUUAUCUCUCUCCAGCUGACAGCGGAAAAGAGGGUUGCCACACCAGUUGAUUGGAAGGAAGGAGGUAGCGUGAUGGUCCUUCCAACCAUUCCCGAAGAGGAAGCCAAAAAACUUUUCCCUAAAGGAGUCUUCACGAAAGAACUCCCGUCUGGCAAGAAGUACCUCCGCUACACACCCCAGCCUUAAGUCUCUCCGAGACGUUGGUGCCAGAGCUGCUCGCGUAGCGCGGUGAGCCAGCGGAUGUCGGCUGCCAAUCAUGUUUUCUUGCAGCAGCUCCCUAAAAACAUCCUGGUGUGAUCGUAGCCAAGGUCUUUAGGUUGCUAUACUACUGGCUUAUUAAAUGAAAAUGGCACUAAAA
Messenger RNA from Propithecus coquereli (Coquerel's sifaka), 963 nucleotides. It is a transcript of the gene PRDX6, whose product is annotated as peroxiredoxin 6. NCBI's taxonomy places the organism in Eukaryota, Metazoa, Chordata, Mammalia, Primates, Indriidae. Gene Ontology annotation, molecular function: peroxiredoxin activity. The record is from RefSeq and is a predicted model, not a curated record. Gene Ontology annotation, cellular component: cytosol; mitochondrion. Gene Ontology annotation, biological process: cell redox homeostasis; cellular oxidant detoxification. The transcript is spliced from 5 exons. The coding region runs from base 117 to 791 and encodes 224 amino acids.